GACGCGCGCGGAUCGAUCGCACGACGGCGCGAUGACCGCGGGUGAUUCCGAGUCGGACAUGUCCUCCGAGGACGAGUUCUUCGACGCGGACAACGAGUCGUUCAGGUCCGAACCCCCGAGCCCGUCGUGGCUGACGCGCGCGAGCGGCGGCGGCGCGUCCGCCGCGCCCGCGGGGUUGGACGGCGGGACGAUGGUCCUCAGCGAGGUCGCCGCGACGAUGCCGAGCGUGACCGGGCAGGCGUCGCCGCCGCCGGGCGCGGACCCCGCGGGCGAGGCCGCGGACUCCGUCCCGAGCUCGCCGACGGGCGCGAUCGCGGCGGUUCGCGUGAGCGGCGAGGGCUGGGGACGCUCGAACGGCGACGCGCCGGUGGAAGGAGGAGGAGGAGGAGGAGGAGGAGGAUCCAGAGGAGGAUCCGUAGGAGGAUCUCGGGACGGCACGCCGAAGAGCUCGACGUCCUCCGCGGUGAAGGAGUUCGAGAUGGAAAAGGUGUUCAGGAUCAAAGACCUGGACACAGGGAACGAGUUCUUAGUCGACGAGGCCGCCGCGGACAGCAUGAUGGGCGGGAAAACGCUGAGCGACCGCGGCGACGGGCGCGGCGGCGGCGACGCGUCCGCCGCCGUCGUGCGGGAUCUCCAGACGGGACGGUCGCUGACGAUCGCGGAGUUCGAGGCGUCCAUGGGGUUGUCGCCGCUGAUGCGCGAGAUGCACCUCAGGGAGGGGAUGCAGGAGACGUCACAGGGCGACGGUGGCGGCGCGGGGGGGAAGCCCAAGCCCCCGAAGACGGCGGUGGACGGCGCGGAGAAGACGAAGAAGAAGAAAAAGUUUGGCAGAAACCCGAAGCGUUGGCUCAAGAAACGCAUGGGCCUCGUCCACGGCCACGGCGACGACCCGGCGAGCCCGUCGAAGCAGAAAGGCGGGCCCGGGUACGUCGAGAACGCGGAUGACCCGGCGAUGGCGGCGAUACGAGCCGCGGCGGCGGCGAGCGGUCAGCCCGCGCCCGCGGACUCCACCGCCCCGCACCCGGGUUUCGGACGCGAGCCCCCCGGGAGCGCCAUCAAGGUGAACGUGAACCGUAAGAUAUACAAGGAGUACACGGAGCUCCGGCUCGUGCAGAGGAUCGAGGCGCAUCAGGACGCGAUAUGGACGAUGCGAUUCUCGCACGACGGCGAGUAUCUCGCGACCGCGGGGCAGGACAAGGUGGUCAGGGUCUGGGAGCUCGACCGCGACGACGUCGCGGAGGGCGCGUCCGCCGGCGCCGGCGCCGGCGACGGCGCGGGGCUGGGCCUCGGCGAGAGAGAGAAGGGGAAGAUCUCCGGCGAGGGGAUCUUCAAGUCGAAGCCGCUGCGCGAGUACACCGGGCACACGGGCGACGUCCUGGACCUGUGCUGGUCGCACACGAACUGGUUGUUGUCGUCGUCCAUGGACAAGACCGUGAGGCUGUGGUACAUGACGAUGGAUGAGUGUCUGCGGAUAUUCUCGCAUCAAGACUUCGUCACCGCGAUCGACUUUCACCCGAUCAACGACAAGUACUUCCUCUCCGGCUCGCUGGACGGUAAGUUGCGGUUUUGGAACAUCCCGGAUCAUCGCGUCGCGGACUGGGUCGACAUCGGCGAGAUGGUCACCGCGGCGACGUUCACCUCCGACGGCUCUUGCGCGGUGGCCGGGUCGUACAAAGGGAAGUGCCACUUUUACUCGAUGGACGGCGUCCGCUUCGAUUACCUCACCCAGCUGGACGUCCGGAACAGGAGCAGCACGAAACCCGGGGGGAAGAAAGUCACCGGCCUGCAGUUCAUGCCCGGGGACGACACGAAGCUCCUCGUGACGUCGAACGACUCGCGGAUACGCGUGUACGACGGCGCGAACGGGUACUCGCUCGCGUGCAAGUACAAAGGCCAUCGGAACAACAACUCGCAGAUUCGCGCGUCGUUUUCCAACGCCGCGGAUUUCAUCGUUUGCGGCAGCGAGGACGAGAACGUGUACGUGUGGUCCACGGUGAACUCGUUCGUGCCGUCGAUCAAUCCGAUGUACACCGGGUACCGGAGAGAUAAGCACAGCUCCUACGAGCAGUUCGCCGCGCAGGCGGACAUAAGCACGGUGGCUCUGUUCGCGCCUCCCGAGGUGAGCGCCGCGCGCGGGGGCGCCGCCGCCGCCGCGUGCGACGCGGCCAGGGCGAAGAUCACGGGCAAGCCCACGAGAGCCGCGGCGGCGCUGUUCAAGGGUCGGAAAGGGAGCAUCCAGUCGCCGUCGAUGCGGGACGAGUUAGACGACCUCGCGAGCGCGACGACAGGGAGCGGGGGGAGCGGCGGCGGCGGAGACGGCGCGAGCGAGGACGACGGCGAGGGCGGGGAAGGGAAGAAGAGCAAACAGCUCGACGCUCGAGCGGAGGCGCGCGCGGAGGGGGAGCGCGCGUUCGCGUCGGGGACCGCGAUCGGGAAGGUCAUCGCCACGUCGGGGUACUCGGGGGAGAUUCGCAUCUUCGAGAACGUCGGGUCCCCGUGCUGGCUGUGACGCAACGAGCGAUUUCUUUUGACCGAGGAGAAAGAAUACACACGU
Messenger RNA from Micromonas pusilla CCMP1545, 2554 nucleotides. RefSeq lists its product as uncharacterized. Gene Ontology annotation, molecular function: protein binding. The transcript has 2 exons. Bases 32 to 2509 code for a protein of 825 amino acids. The record is from RefSeq and is a predicted model, not a curated record. NCBI's taxonomy places the organism in Eukaryota, Viridiplantae, Chlorophyta, Mamiellophyceae, Mamiellales, Mamiellaceae.